GGGACCCACACCGGGAGCGGGGGCCGCCCGACACUCCCGAGACCACAUAUUUUAUUCAUCUUGGUCAAGAUAAUAUUUAUAUAGUGGUGGAUAUCUUAUUUGGGUCGUGGAAAGGCGCAGGGUUGACCGAUUGGGAAAAAGAGGCCCAAUUACCGGUACUGACAAUUUAACAGAUAACAGCCCGAAAAUGAAUUUCGGAGGCUUAUAAAUUAAAGUUGGGGAAUGUAUAUUCAUUAUACAUGUCAUAAUAAGUAAGAGCACAUAAUAUAUUUUAUUUGACCCGAUAAAAUAAAAUAUAUUUAAAACAGUCCGAAAAAUACAACUUUCGGGGCCGAUUGUACACAUCGGGACUUAAUGGGAUGACCUCCCACAAGGGUGGGGGCCACCCCACGUUUUUGUGUGCUCAAAAUAAACAAGGAGGUGGCUGAGUUGACAAAGGAAGGAGUGGAGGAGGUGCUUUUGGCAUCUAAGGUACAUGGAGGACCCCCCUCCCUCACUCAUUUGUCAAUUAAGACAAAAGUGAGACAUCCCCUCUCCCUCCAACCAUUGAGCUCGACCAAACCAUCCAAGGGAGAGAGAGGGAGCUUCAAAAUCACCUCCAUUGCUGCAAAUUUGAGCUCAAGCUUUAGUGCUCAAAGGAAGAAGAUUAAAGAGGGAAAAAGUUGGGAAAAGUGUGAACAAUUAAGGAACUUGUAAAGGGUAUUUCAAGUGAUUUCACAAAGUUGGAAAAAGUCGCCGGAGUUGUCGCCGGAGUUGACCAAGUCGCCGGAGUUUCACCGGAGUUCAACCAAGAAGGGUAGAACCUCAUAACGCUAGUUCAAGGUUGAAGCUAGGGCUUGCUACUUGCACCUUCUCACGGGUGAUAUCAUAUCGGGAAGACGUGGUUCGUGCUUCCUUAUUUUCUUUCAAACUACCAAACACUUGCUCAUGGAUAUUUGUUCUACUAUAAACUAUUUUUGGGGCUUGCAUGCCCAUGUUGUUGGCCGGUUGUGGCUUAUGACUUACCGUUGAAUAUUUCCGUUAUUCAUUGGUUUAAAUGUGAUGUUGUUAUGUAUGUUUACUACUGAGUAUGGAUGGAUUGUUUUCUCGAACGCCUUGUGUAAUUAAGUGGGGUUGACUCGCGGGUGACGUCACUUAAUUAUACGGCGGUUGUACACGCGCUUGGAUUGCGGUCUGGGGCGUGACACUGGAAGCUGCCCUCCUCCCGCCGGUCGUCCCGUCGAAGGCGGCUCCUCAAAAGGGGACGGAGAAAGCCCCUGAGAAGAAGCAGAAAAGGGGCCGUGAGGCAGCCUCCGCCGGACCCCUGCUCGAAGACGCCGGCUCUCUGCCAUUAAGCCGGCCGGCGGAAGACCUCUGGAGGGAGAUGGCCCUCAAGGCCGGUCUUGAGUUGCCCCGCCGUUCGUCGUCUGAGGCGACCAGUGCUGCCCUGGCCGCCGCUCUUCAGUCUGGGCUUCUUGUACUUCAAGCUGAAGCUGCCAGGGAGGCUGACCUGAAGGAGGUCAAGGCCAAGGCUGAUGCGGCCGUUGCCACGGCCCGGGAGGCCGCUCGUCGAGCUGAAGCGGAGGCUGCGGCCAAGGUGGAGGAGAUCGCCGCUCUGCGAGCAGAAUCCCGCCAGCAGCUGGUCGGCCUUGAGAAAGCCGGCUUCAAGCUUGUCCCGGUGCAUCCUGUCGCAAAGGACGCCAGUCCGGAGUGGCUGGUUGAUACCUCCGGCUAUCGGAACACUGGGGAGUUCAUGGACUCUGCCAAAGACUACUGCGCCGGGGUCUUCGCCGACCUGUUCGCCGCAGCUUUGGAGAAGAUACCGCCCCGCCAGCGUCUGGCCCGCGGUGUCCGGCUACUUGAGGGCUCUCCUCUGUCCCGCAAGUUCCUGUACGAGGUCGGCGACAGCACCUUUUCUGCCGGCUAUAAUGAAGGGGUUAAGGCCACCCUUCCCAUCUUUUCGAGGUUGCAGGGGGCCGACUUCGAGCUGGCUGCGCAUACAGAUGACGAUCUGCUGCUCCAGGCUCUAGGGAAGCUGGCGAGAGAUCAGCGCAGGGAGGAGGCCAAGGCCAGAGGGGAGAUCCCCGAACCCCCGACCCCGGAGCCCGAAGCUGAAGAGGAGGAGCAGGUUCCGGGAGGCAGCCGGCCUGAGUCCCCUCGUAUGGUGUAAAUGUAGUUUGUACUAUUUUCCUUUUGCGUUUGUAAUGCCCGGCCGUUAGAGCCGAAGAAUAUACAUGCUUCUUUUUGCCCAAAAUCACCUCUACGCUCAUGACUUCUACUUGUUAUUUCCCUUCCUUUUGUCUUUUGUUGUAUGGAAACUCCCCUUGUGUUUCGAUAUUCUCCGUAGCAUAGUCUGCGUGGACGUCCAUCUCUGUUCCCCAAUCGGUUUGGGGGCAGGGGCGUCUUUUUGCCAAAACCUCGUACACAUUUAGUGCGCGGCGCCAGUGUUAAGGUCCGUCUUCGGAUGGCGACACUCGGCGUCGAUGCUGGCUGUCCCUUCUGCCACAGCAUUCUGAUGGCAAGACGACGUUCGUCGGGGGUUGACCAAGCAGCACACUUUGAUCAUACGCACGUCGGGGAUUGACUCAAUGCUUGCUAAAGACGUUCAUCCACUGUUGUGUGGCGUGAAUGCUCAAGCUUCGAGCAAGGGUGUCCGUCUGUCCUGCAUGUUCAACUGGCAUGGGCCGUGGGAAAGCGGCGUCCCCUAAGGACCUGAUUUUUACCCCAUCAUUUUUGUGUCCUCCAUCGUCCGUCGUAUGGAAACUCCUUUGGUGCCUCGACAUGCCUUGUGGCAAGGUUAGGGUCCACGAGGACGUUCCCCUGCCAAAUCUCCGUACGUACUUUCAAGUGUGCGGAGGUACUGCUAAAGCUCGUCUUCGGGAGUCGACGCUAAAGUCUGAUGCCGGCUUAUCGUCCACAAGGUAUUCAGACAACGGGGCGACGUUCGUCGGUUGCUGUUUAUUGAUGUACGCUUCUUUAGUGUGUACACAUAAACGUACUUCCCAGAAUCAGCGUUUGGCAACGACGUUCGUCUGUCGUCGCGUGACAUGAUCAUUCAAGCUACGUAUGGGAAUGUUCGUCUGCCCCACAUGUCCUAAUAGCAUGAAGCAUGUAAGAACGUACGUAGCCCUUUGACGCAUACGCCCCCUCACUAACCGCCGAUUAUUAGGGGCAGUCGAUGGUCGUGGUCUCCGGCCGUCUCCAUACCCUUCUGAGCCGGUAAGCCCCCCCUGGAGGGACGUUCGUGGCAUCAACCGGAUAUCUUCGUUGCGGUUAUGCGGCGACUAAAUCGAGACGCCUUAAAUGCCGUGGUAGGUACCGGUACCCAGGCGCCACGUGUCCCACUUUGGUUGGUGUGUUCCCGCGGUACUGCCUAUAAGUACCCUGGACCCUUGUGAUUCAUUCAUACUUCUCCUUACGCUGCACAAUUGCUUCCUCUCUCUAGAAUUCCUUCUUCGGAUUUCCAAGGUACCGUUCGUUGCCAUGUCUUCUGAUACCCGUUUCGACGAUGGUUGUACCUCUGGCGAUGAUUUAGAAUACUAUGAGCGGGGUAUGCCGCCCUGGCCUUCCCGUUAUAGCCUCAGCUUCUCGUACGUCCGGCGUCAAGUUCAACGCCUGACGAAUGCUGACAGGCGUCUGAUCAGCCAAUGGUUCUAUCCUCCAAGGACCUACGACGAUCGGCGUCUGCGCAACCCCAUGCGCCAUUUGCCCGGCUAUGUGGUGGUCCACUUGGAUUCGGUGAUAGUCGGGCUGAACUUUCCCUUGCAUAGCUUCCACUUAGAGCUCUUCAGGGCCCUCGAGAUAGUGCCUGCGCAGUUCGUUCCUGCCGCCUAUCGGAUAAUCGCUGGCUUCAUCAUUAGAUGCCACAGCGUCGGUGUGACCCCCACCGUGGACCUGCUGCACCAUUUCUUCCGGCUGUCCCCAUUCGGACGCACGGGGUAUCUGACCCUGAUCGCCCGUCCGUCCAUGGUCCUAUUCUCGAACAAUGCUGGGAAUCCGGAUGGUUGGGAAGAGCGCUUCUUCCUGGCCGGAGUAGGCUCACCGAUGCCAUUCUCUGACCGGUGGAAUGCUUACCCGGUGAAGACGGUCUCGCCGCCCAUGACGGACGAGGAGCUCGGAUGUGCCAAGCGCAUAGCCGAACUUGGCAUCCAGAACCUCCGGUUGCUGGUGGCCGAGCCUUUUAAAGCUCGGGCUGGGUUAGGUGCAUCCGUUUGUACUUGUAUUGUUUUAACCUCUCUCCACUGUUAUGGCUCUGAACGUCUUGGUUCCCUUUGUGCAGGAAUUUUCCCAUCCGCGCCUAUCAUGGGCCGAGUCCACACUGCUUCGACAGCCGCCGGCCGUGAGCGCAGGGGGCAUGACAAGCCCGGGAAGCCGCUCGUCCCUAAGGUCGAAACCCGGGUGACCAGGGCACGGGCUGAGGAUGAUUUGGGAGCCGGCGCCUCCAAGAGGCUGCGCGUCGAGGGUACUGCCUCCAAGGCCAUCAUAGUAGCCGACGACUCUGAUGGUGAGCCCGGGAGCCCCCUUAAGCGGAAGCCCGCCUCUCGGAACAAGUCCCGUCCUUCUCCCCCACGAACUUCUGACGUCCGUCGUCUCCGGGAUGGUGAUACCCAGAUUGCCAAGGAUUCUGACGAUGCUCGUCCUCCUUCGCCCCCGGAAACCAAUGGGUCCUCCCUUGGCUUGAUUGAAUUUUCCGGGGUUGGCCCGCGCAAGGAAUCCAUGAUGCUCUUUGGUCAAACAGCAUCCUCCAUAUGGUGCGGCCUGAAUCUCAAGGUCCCCCAGGAUUUCGCUGCUCGGGAGGCACCCGAAGACCUUCUGGAGUGUGGUCAGAGUACUUUGGACAAGGCCGGGCUCUACUUCCACAGGGCCCGGAUGGCCUUCGAGCACCAAGGCAGGGAAAUGGCCAGGGUGCGGGCCGAAUGCGAUGCCCUUCUGAGGAGUGCAAAAGGCAGGGCUGGCACUCUUCAAGAGAAAGCCGAUGCCUACGAUAAGCUCGUCCAGGAGAAUGCCUCUCAAAAGGAGCUCCUCAGGAAGCAGGAGGCCGAGCUCGUGGACCUCCGCAGCCGGAUGUGGGCCGUAGAGCAGGCCAAGGUGGAGCUUCGCCAGACGGGCGUGGACAACCAUGUCCCUAUUUAUGAGGCCGAUGUUGCCAAAAUCAAGGAGUCUGGUUCCAUUGCCUUCCAGAAAUCCAAAGCUUACACUGGUGCCAUCCACACCAUGGCCAUGAAGUUUCUCCCGAGGCUCGUCGGAGAAUUUCUAGCCACCUGCCCGGACGCCUAUCAGGAUGGAGUCAAAUUGCUCCAGGCCACCCCCACCGGACGGCGUUUCCUUGAUGAUCUUGCCGAUGAUACCUAUCGCAAGGGCAUGGUUGGGCUCGUAGCGGAGAAUCUCCCGACGUUCGAGCGUCACUUCGGGGCUCCCUUCGAUCCGGAGGCGGCUGGCUUCGAUGUUCUGAUGGCCGAUGCCCAUGCAGGGGCCCUUGAGCUGCUGAAGGAGCAAGAGGAAGCCGAAGCCUGUGAAAAAUCCAAGCAGACCCCUUCCAAAGCUCCAGCUCCGGACGUCGAUCGGCAGUGAUUCUCCGUUCAUUAUCUGUAUUGUACCCUCAUACAUUGUAAUUUUCCGGCCAAUAGUGCCGAGGAAUAAAAAUCAUUCUUUGCUCCAUGCUCUUCUGGCAUCUUUUUUUUUUUUUUUUUUUUUUUUUUUUUUUUGGAGUCUUUUAGUGUUCGUCCGUCCUUGGUCCUUGGUCCUACCGGCGUCCCUGCUUCGAGGAGACGUUCGGUAUCCGUAGACAUCGCAAGGAAGAACAGGUAUAUCUACAUCGAGAUUCCCCCCUUUUUUUUCGUUCGUCCUUGGUCCUUGGUCCUACCGGCGUCCCUGCUUCGGGGAGACGUUCGGUAUCCGUAGACAUCGCAAGGAAGAACAGGUAUAUCUACAUCGAGAUUCCCCCUUUUUUCGUUCGUCCGUGGUCCUUUUAGUCUUACCGGCGUCUCUUGCUUCGAAGAGGACGUUCGGUACCCAAGGAACUCGCAGGGACGAACAGGUUUACCCUCACGGGUUCCCGACUUUGUUAUCCCACGUCCAUCGAUCCAUGGUCAUUUGUGGGAUAAACAGGUUUAUCUUGGCAGGCUCCCUUGGUUCGUCUAGCCCCCUCCGCGUCUCUACUAACCUCUACAUCGAGAGGCGUUCGCCUUCGGCGGUGGGAGAAGAUCUGGCAUGCCCGGGCAAGAUUCCCUUCCGCAUAGGAGCUACUCUCCUCUUCUCCCCAUCUUUUUUUUUUUUUUUUUUUUUGAGGGAGGCAAUCAUAGUCUUCGUCCGUCAUUGGUCCUUGGUCCUACCGACGUUCUUACAUCGAAGAGACGUUCGGUAUCCGCGGACAUCACAAUGAGGAACAGGUUUAUCUGCAUCGAGAUUCCCUGGUGCUUCGUUCGUCCUUGGUCCUUGGUCCUACCGGCGUCCCUACUUCGAGGAGACGUUCGGUACCCGUAGACAUCACAAGGAGGAACAGGUUUAUCUGCAUCGAGAUUCCCUGGUGCUUCGUCCGUCCUUGGUCCUUGGUCCUACCGGCGUCCCUACUUCGAGGAGACGUUCGGUAUCCGCAGACAUCACAAGGAGGAACAGGUUUAUCUGCAUCGAGAUUCCCCUCUUUAAUGGUCGUUGGCAAGGACAGAAGUUCGGAAAACAGGGGCCUUAUUAUUGACGACGUCCGGUCACAUUACACGGGAGUGGGAAUAAAAACAGGAACAUUAUCCUCUAACUAUUGGUAGAACUUCUUCAGGUGUUCUACGUUCCACAUCCCGGCAUGGUUCCCCUCCAGGGUAUGGAGGAGGAACGUCCCCUGGUUGUAUCUUCUGAUGACCCGGUACGGUCCUUCCCAGUUUUUCGCCAUUUUGCCGCCUUCGAGCGGCUUACUCUUCUCUCUUUUCCUGAGUACGAGGUCCCCGGCCUCUAUUUCGCGGAAUUUCACGGCCUUGUUGAAGUAUCUCUGGGUGGCCCUGUGAUAUUCUUCCAUGCGACGAGCCGCUAGGUCCCUCCGUUCCCCAAUGAAAUGGAGCUCCGCUCGUAGGUCGGUUUCGUUGUCCUCCGGCUGGAAGUGCUUGGUGCGGUGUGUAGGUACCAAUACCUCCGUCGGUACCUUAGCUUGGAAACCAUAAGCUAAAGCGAAGGGGGUUUCCCCGGUCGCCGUUCUGGGCGUUGUCCUGUAUGUCCACAAGACAUAAUUUAGCUGUUCCGGCCAGGUGGAGGCGUAGUCUUCCAGCUUCUUCUUGAUCCCAUCCAUGAUGGUCCGGUUCAUGUUCUCCACUUGGCCGUUGGCCUGCGGGUAGGCCACCGAGGCCUUAGAGUGCCUGAUGCCCCACUUCGCCAAGUAUGCCUCAAACCCUCUGCCGACGAACUGCCGGCCGUUGUCGGUGAUGAUCUGCUCUGGGAUCCCGAAACGGCAAAUGAUGCUCUGCCAGACGAACUUCUGGCACUGGAACUCAGUGAUGGAGGCCAAUGGUUCGGCCUCGACCCACUUCGUGAAAUAAUCGACCGCCACGAUGACGAACUUCCUUCCACCAGCGGCCGUUGGCAGAGGACCCAGCAGGUCUACUCCCCACCUAGCAAAGGGUAGCGCGAUGGUCAUCGGGGUGUAGAAACUUGCCGGGCGUCCGGGGACAGGUGCAUACUGCUGGCAUACUGCGCAUUUUCGAGUGUGGUUGAAGCAAUCUUGCUGUAUGGUCGGCCAGUAAUAGCCCUGCAGGAUGAUUUUCCUGGCUAGGGUUCGGGGGCCUUGGUGGCUGGAACAGAUCCCUUCAUGUAUCUCUUCGAUCACCGCCGCUGCCAGGCUCGGCGGGAGGCAUCUGAGGUAGGGUCCGCCGAACGUCUUCUUGUAGAGCUGCCCGUCAAUAAGUUCAAAGUUAGGGGCACGCCUCUUUAUCCAUGCGGCUCUUCCUGUACUGCCAUCACCUUCGGGCUCAGGGAGUGUUCCAUCUCUGAGAUAAUCUGCUAUCUCCUUUGCCCAGUUAGGUUCGGCAACGGAGAUAACCUCCACCUGGAUGACGUCCGUUGCCGGUACUGGGAACACCUCCUGCCUAACGAAGCCUCUGAUGUGUCGGGGGAUGCUUGAUGCCGGAUCAUCGGUUGGGGGAUUGCUUAAUUUCGACAGUAUGUCCGCCUCUGCAUUCUCCACCCGCGAUACCUGCUCAAGCACCACCUGCUCAAAUUGUGCGGUCUGUUCCUCCGCCAGCUCUUUGUAGACCUUCAUUCUCUCUUCCCUGGUUUCUGCCGUGCCGUUCAUCUGGGUUACCACCAGCUGGCUGUCCAUUCUCACCUUCAGACGAGCCGCUCCGAGGGCUUUCGCGCAUUUCAGUCCUGCGAUAAGCGCCUCGUAUUCAGCCUCGUUGUUGGUGACCUUGAACUCGAAUUUCAUAGAGUAGUAGGCUUUGAAACCCUCGGGGGAAGUGAUCACCGCUCCUCCGCCACAGCCCCGCGCACUCGAGGCCCCAUCGGUGUACAUCUCCCACCAAUUGUCGAAGUCGUUGCUGUCAUGGGAUUCGUCCUCGGUGCGCGCGGUGCAUUCUGCAAUGAAGUCCGCCAGUGCCUGUCCCUUGAUCGUCGGCCUUGGCUUGAAGUCCACGUCAUACUGGCCGAUCAUCAAGGACCACUUGGUUAUCCUCCCGCUUGCCAUUGGAUUUCUGAGGACUGUGGCGAGGGGUUGCGUUGUGUAGACGGUCACCGGGUGUGCUUGGAAAUACGGCGCCAGACGCUUGAUGGAUGCAAUCAGGGCGAGGACCGUCUUCUCCAUCAGUGUGUAUCUCGUCUCGGGGCCGUUCAGCGCUUUACUUACGAAGUAUAUUGGCCGCUGAACGCCUUCAGACUCCUUCAGCAGCACGGCACUCACGGCCAGAUCGGCUACUGCCAAAUACAUGUACAACCUCUCCCCGGGAUCUGCUUUGGUGAGGACGAGCGGAGAGGAGAGAUAUGCUUUGAAAUCUUCGAAAGCAGCCUGGCACUCCGGGGUCCAUUGAAAGGGAUUGGCCUUCUUCAUGAUCUGGAAAAAGGGAAUCGCCUUAUCAGCCAGUUUGGAUAAGAACCUGCUCAGGGCUGCCAGACGUCCGGUGAGCCGCUGCACGUCUUUUAGGUUCUUUGGGGCCUCCAUGUCCAUAAUUGCCUUCACCUUCUCCGGGUUAGGCUCGAUCCCCCGCUCGCUCAUCAUGUAGCCGAGGAACUUGCCGCCCCUGACGGCGAAGGCACACUUCUUCGGAUUGAGCCUCAUGCUGGCCCUCUCCAUGAUGCUGAAGACCCUCUCCAUGUCCUGGACAUGGUCCUCCUUUUUCUUGCUUUUGAUCAGGAUGUCAUCCACGUAAGCUUCCAUUGUCUUUCCAAGUACGUCUUUGAACAACAUCCCAAUCAUCCUCUGAAAAGUAGCCAUGGCGUUCCGCAGGCCGAACGGCAUGACGAUGUAGCAGUACACGCCGUCCGCCGUAACGAACGCCGUUUUUUCGGCAUCAUCGGGGUGCAUGAACACCUGAUGGUAGCCCCUGAAUGCGUCCAUGAAGCUGAGCAGUUCGCAUCCUGCCGUCUCAUCCACCAGCAAGUCGAUCCUCAGAACAGGGUAAGGAUCCAUCGGACAAGCUUUGUUUAGGUCCGAGUAAUCGACGCACAUCCGCCAAGUGUCGCCCUUCGGGGCUAGUACCACGUUGGCCAGCCACUCCACGUGGAUGACCGGUCGGAUGUGUUUAAUGCUGAGGAGGGUUGCCGUCUCCUUCCUGAUGAAGUCGCGUCGGUCGGCCGCCAUAUACCUUUUCUUUUGCUGUACAGGCUUGGCGUCCGGCCGCACGGCGAGUCUAUGGCAUAUGAGGUUGGGGUCGAUGCCUGGCAUGUCCUCCGGCCCUCUGGCGAAUAAGACCCUGAACCUUCGGAGGACAGCUAUGACCCCCGCCCUGAUCUCUGGCUCUAGAUCUGCACCGAUGGACACCUUCCUGUCCGCCGGGUCGUCGAGCCCGAUUUCCUCCAGCAGAGUCGCUGGUUCCAGAUGAGCGUCCAAGUCGGCCUGUUUGGCCUUCUCGGAGAUGCUGUUGACCCGAGCCUCCCGCUCGUUGAGCUUCUCCAUGGCCUUCGUGUAGCAGGCCCUGGCCAUAUGUGGGUCCGUACGUGCCACCCCCACUCCAGUGUCGGUGGGGAAUUUGAUGCAUGAGUGCCGUACGGAGCAUAUGGCCCCCAAGUCUUCCAGGCCGGGUCGGCCCAAAAUGGCGUUGUGGGCGCACUUCAGGCGGACCACGACGAACGUCAUCCCGAUCCGGGCGGUGUGAGGGCCGUCGCCGAUCUCUACCGGCAAGUUGAUGGUGCCCUCAGCGUCAAUGCAAUCCCCGGUGAAGCCGGACAGCGGGGUGCGCAGAGGGUGCAGCAUGUCCUUCCUGAGCUUCAUUCCCUCGAAAGCCUCCCAGUAGAGGACGUUCACACUGCUCCCGGUGUCCACAAGGACGCGGCGGACGAUGGCAUCGUUCACGUCCAUGCUGAUCACCAGCUCGUCUCUGUGCGGUGCCGGUGACAUCGGCAGAUCGGCGGGGCCGAAGGUGAUUGCCUCGAUCCUGUUGCGCUUGGUGGGGGGUGCUGAUACGGAACCCACAUAGAGUGAUCUUUCAAAUUUCUUCCGCUCGGCGGGUGUAUCCCCCGUCUCAGCGCCCCCGAAGAUCACUUUGAUCUCCAGCUUCUUCUUUUUGCCCUUCGGGCCAAGGGACCCCUCCGGACGUUUAUCCGCACUUCGGUAAUCCACAUCCUGGGGCUCUGCCUCGCGCCGGUCGUCGCGGCGCCAUGUUCGGGGCCUUGGGUUCGGCCUUUGCUGGCUGUUUUUGUUCAGCAGCUGAGUGAACUCGCCCAAGUACCCCUGACGGAUCAGCUCGUCGAUUGCUUUCUUUAGUUGGCUGCAAUUAUCCGUCAGGUGGCCGGCCCUCUGAUGGUAUUCACAGUAGGCCGAUUGGUCAAGCCCCAUAUACUUCUUCAUAUCCUGGGGUUCCGUUAGGAGGCCCUUGUCCUUGAUGGCCUCAAAGAUUUGGCUCACCGGAUAGGCCAAUGGGACAUAGCGGUCGUCCGGCCGUGCUUGAAUACCCCCGGACGGAGCCUUCCAGGGGACCAUCGCCCCGUCCGUCCUCUUCUUUUUGUUUGGAGGGGAGGGCCCGGGCCCCGGUCCGGGUCCAAGUCUGUCCGCCAUCUUCCGCGGGUGGGCCGUGGGAACUCCGUCCCGCUGCCUGAUCUCCUCCUCAAUGGAGGCAUACUUCUGGGCCCGAGCCAGAACCUCGGUGUAGCUGGUGCCGGGAUUCCUCCUUAGGUCCCGGUAUAGAUCCCCUGUGGCCAGCGCACUGGUGAACAUGUUAGUGGCCAGACGUUCGUCCAGAUCGUCGACCUGCAGGACCUCGUCCCUCCACCUUACCAGGAACCUAGCCAGCGGUUCGUCCCGCCCUUGCUUGAUGUGGG
This is a messenger RNA of Cuscuta epithymum, 11427 nucleotides long. Lineage: Eukaryota; Viridiplantae; Streptophyta; Magnoliopsida; Solanales; Convolvulaceae. The record is from the annotation of a GenBank genome assembly.